GCCAGCAACGUAGAAAGGCAUGACAACUUUGCGCCAUUGGCGCUGUGGGUGUCCGAAAAUGGUAAUCUCCAAGCCGCGAGGAAGGGAACUAAAUCAUGACUCGUUCUCCUUUUUUCCCCGCUCGCAACACGUCCACCUGUGUCAGACCUCUAGAUCACCAAGACAUCUAGGAUAUCCGGGAUAAAAAGCCUCCAGUUAUAUUAUUACAUCAGUCUGGAUAGAUACUGACGUAAAUCCAGGCGCCUCUAAUCGACUCAUUAUGUCUCGGGUUUUGACUUUAGGGCCAAAAGGCAACGAAUGGAGCUAUGACAAAGAUGCCAAGCUCUACAACCUCACUCGCGGAUCCUCCUCGUCGGCGUUUACCCUCCGCACGACCAAGGGUCCUACGGAUACAUCGAUCACGCUGGCGCCGAGUCUGAGCGCUCUGGUUGUGGUUGACAUGCAAAACUUUUUCCUUCAUCCAAGUUGCAAUAAUCACCCCACCGGUCUGGUUGCAGUGGAGCGUACUCUUGAACUCAUUCAAAAAUGCCGCGAGAUUGACGUCAAGAUUAUUUGGUUGAACUGGGGAUUAAGUGAGAAGGACCUCGAAACCAUGCCAGCGGCCGCCGAACGGUCCUUCGAUAGGACCAUGCUUACGACAUCUUCAGAGAGCAAACACGCUAGAGGCGGCUCCGGCUCUGACAUGGGAGAGGGUAGAGGUCGAUUGUUAAUGGAAGGAUCGUGGAAUGCAGCGAUUUAUGGCGCUUUGCAUGAUGUCACACGCGCCUCGGAUAUUUUCUGCAGCAAAAAUCGUAUAUCGGGCUUCUGGCACGGCGAGACGCCGUUUGCCAAGGAGUUAGAUUCUGGUGGUUUUAAGACUCUCUUAUUUGCUGGCGUAAACACGGACCGAUGCGUCUUGGGAACUCUAGCUGACGCAUAUUAUCGCGGAUAUGACUGCAUUAUGGUUGAGGACUGUUGUGCAACGGGGACUCCAGGAGGACAAGAGGUUACUAUACGCAAUACCUCGGGGAUAUAUGGUUUCGUAAUUGAUAGCAACAGCGUUAUUAAUGGUACGCUCGACACCAAAGUACAGACAUGAACAUAGUACGUUAAGCAAGGCUAGACAAGACAGCGUUUAUACCUACCUGGUCCUAUGGAGAUUUGGAUCGUUACUCCAAAGCAGAUCAAGAUGUCACUAGUAGGGGUUGAGCACUGUAUGCUACGUUCUCUCCCCAGUUCCUACGUGUACCCCAGAUAUUACUGGUCUUGAACCCCGCGUAUAUGAGGAGCCUUCGGGC
Daldinia decipiens is the source of this 1277-nucleotide messenger RNA. Its product is annotated as Isochorismatase hydrolase. The transcript is spliced from 4 exons. The record is from RefSeq and is a predicted model, not a curated record. Bases 260 to 1078 code for a protein of 272 amino acids. Lineage: Eukaryota; Fungi; Ascomycota; Sordariomycetes; Xylariales; Hypoxylaceae.